CAUAACCUCACUUUCGUAAUUAAUUUUAAAAUUUUUAGCAUGUAAAUUAGUUUGAAAUUGAACGAUUAAACACUUAAUUUCCUUCUUUGCGAUGGCAGUACUUCCUCCGGACCCCCUUUUUACAUUAAAAGGCGAUAUGGGUUACGUGCACUCGAUGGCUUUUAUCCCCUACGAAAAAGACUACACAAAAUCGUUAUUCGCAGCUACAGAGACAGGAUACGUUUACUUAUGGGACUUAGAAUCUAACCGUGUCAACUACAAACAACAAAUGGGGAAAUCAAUCCAAGCGAUUCAUUGCAUCGAUAAAAAGAUUUUAAUCCAAGAGAAAUCGGGAGCUUUAAAAUCGUGGAUCAUCAACGAAUCAUCCAUUUAUGAGGUGGAGAAUGAAAUUGAUUUGUAUGGAGGGUAUUGUCGGAGUUUAAUUCAUGAAGAUAACAUUUUAAUCCCAAUUGAAAGAGAUAUGAUAGCUAUUUUUGAUCUUAAUUUUAAUAAAACAGCAAGUUUAAAACCAACAGAAACUGAUUUGGGUAAUGUAAUGUGUAUGGAAUGUUUUAAGAUAAAAGAAAAUGAUUAUCUUUUAACUGGUUACGAAUCCGGUUAUUUAAUUCUUUUUGAUAUCACCUUUCGUAAACAAUGUUCCAAAUUGAAAUUAAACGAAUGUGUGACUUCGAUAAGUUACGAUGAGAUUACUCGCAGAGGAGUCAUUGGAAACGCUUCGAAUAUUUUACAUUUAAUCGCAAUUGAUCAAAGUUUAAAUUUAAUUGUAAAAGCGGAAAUUUCUAUGAUUAAUGAUGGAUGUGGAAUCGUUAAAAUAAGGCCGGAUAAGAAGAUUUUAGUCGCUGGAGGAUGGGAUGGAAGAUUAAGGUUGUUUUCAUGGAAAACUUUGAGAGUUUUGGUGGUGCUUAAUGAGCAUAAAAAGGCUGUGACCGAUGUACAAUUUUCGCCGAACGUUGUCGAUUUUUGGGGCUCAAAGGUUAUGGCAGCGUCUAGCGGCGAUGGUACAAUUACUUUGUGGAAUUUGUAUAAUUAAAAAAUUUUUGAUUUAAAAUCUAAAAAAAGGUAGGAGUAAAGUG
Messenger RNA from Onthophagus taurus, 1073 nucleotides. NCBI's taxonomy places the organism in Eukaryota, Metazoa, Arthropoda, Insecta, Coleoptera, Scarabaeidae. The record is from RefSeq and is a predicted model, not a curated record.